CGUGUCACCUCCGGCCCUUUUCUCUCCCUUAUACGGUAACGCUUUGCACAGGCCGCCGAGGACCCUUCACACACCCUCAAAUUAACCCCGGAGCACUGGUUACCCGUGUCCCUGAGCCUCCAUUAACCACUGACGGGGAUAUAUAGGCAAUGACUUUGUAUGAUGUUCUGGGUGUGAGCCAAGAUGCCAGCGAGACAGAGAUCCGCCAACAGUACCAGGAACUAGCACGCCAGUAUCACCCAGACAAGUCUGGGGUUGAAGGUGCCAAAGAGAAGUUCCUAAAAGUGACAGAGGCGUGGCACGUCCUAGGGGACACUCAGAAGCGAAGAGAGUAUGACGACCAGCUGAAGAGGGAAAAGCUUUACCAAGAGUUUCCUGUGAGUGAGGAGCUUUUCCUUGAGGACCUGGAGCAGGAUAAGGAGGGAGGGGUGUACUUGCACACCUGCCGAUGUGGGGGCCACUACACCCUGGCUGCCCAGGACGCCAGAAGCUCAACAGAGAAGGAGGUUGUGGUGGCCUGCGACAACUGCUCCCUUAGCAUUUUGGUUUUACUUAACUGUGAUGAGAACACUUGAUAGACAAGGUAGAAUGUUCAGGCAGAUGUGAUGGGCUCCAGACCACCUCUGCCCCUGUCUGACAUGAACAUUUAAUCAAAGAUGCAUUAUUAGAACAUACUGCAGCUGUAGUGUUAAAGUUUAAAACUGUUUUCAAUAUUUUUAUUUGUGAUGUGGAGUAGGUAAUAUUUUUUAAGAUAUUGAAUGUUGGAUAAUUUGAUGAUUAUAUAUUUACUGGACAUAAAAUCUUCCAUCAGGACAAAUGACAGCUGCUGAAGGUCAUUACAGGAAUCACAUGAACUAAAUCUCUGAAUCAGUUUUCUCUGCAUUUUUUUUAUAUACUUUUUUCUUCUGUCUCCUUUAGAUUGCACAAUGGUACACAAUAUGGUAGUUUGUGCAUAGCGUGUGUUCAGUGUUUGUGAUGUUCUUGACAUGCAUACUGUGAUACGUAAGUUUCACAAAAUUUUCAUUUCAUUGGACCCCACACCUUCAUUAGGCCAAACCGAUAACAUUAUACAUUAGUUUUUUCUCUAGGUUAGGUUAUACCUGAAUUUAUAGUUAUUAAUUUCUCUGAAAUUAACCAACAUUGUAAGAACUUAUAUUUAUUUCAAACCACUAAAAUGGGCAGAGUAACUGGUAGGCAGAGAAGCACCAUCACCAAGCAGACACAACCACCCCAACUGCUGAUGCCCUGGGAAGUCAGGUACCAGCACAGGAUUGACAACUUUUUAAAGUCUCCUCGAGACAUGUUGAAUACCUCCCAAGAUAUUGCAAGUCCAGUACUCAGUCACAGGAGUGUAGACACCAUGUUACCUCAAAAGGACAGCGAACUGAAUGCUCUUGAUUCUGUUUUUAUUCAUAAAACUAACAGUUCUGAAGACUGCAGUGGUCUGCAAGUGAUGGUACAGAGACAAGAUCAAGAAAACUCUGAAAGAGAGACAUGUGGCCACAGUAAUGAUAGUGCUGAUGGAAAAGUUGAACUACCAACCUAUGUUGAGGCUUCAGUGCAACCGGCUGAGCUCCUGAAUCCACCUGCAAGAAAGCAAGAGAGACCCGCUAGUGGUGGGCUUGCCUCUGGGACACUCACACCACUGCAGCAGAGUCCCAUACAGGCGGAGGAUGCAUUCAACCAUCAUGUGAAGCAGAGUAAUGCAGUACUGAAGACCAUUAAAUAUGCAAUUAAUUAUAAUUUAGAUGAAAUUUUCAACUAUACUUUCACAGGUGGAAAAGUUAGUUUAAAGCAAAGACUUAUGAAUGAAUAAAAAUGAGAUAAAUUUCUUCAACAUCAGUUAAUAGUUUUAGUGUUUUACAUUGUCAAGUAACUGGAGUUAUGACCAUAUUUACAGGCUUGGGUCACCUAAUUUUAUGGUCAAGGUAAUUUAGUGUAAGUUUAUAUGAGAGAGUGGGAAGUGCCAUUGACUUAUUGGUACAAUCAGCAUUUAAUAGAUUUCAUCCUGUUUGUGAUAUGACUUCUGCACAUAAGGAUACAUGUGCUACUGUAGGGAAAACACUGUCAAUGACUUGCUGAGCAUUUGAUCAUGGCCAUCAUGAAAAAAUCAUAUAUUUUAGUCUAAAUAUUUAGAUCCCAUAUGUUACUCAGUGUUUGUCAUUGCCUUAGUAUUUCUGCAACUUUGCUGUCUUAGCUUCAGGAUAUGUACUUGUAUUAGCUUCUAACACAUUUUAUCCUCUCUAGUUACCUUAAACAAGCUGUCUGUAGCUAAUAUUAAUACAAAUUAAUUUCUUAAUGUAGUGUAUUGGAACUUGCACUACAUAUUACAGUGUAAUUGCUGAAUUAUUACUGCUUCAUAGCGUUGCAUUAAGAGUCGCUCAGAGCAUUGUGUCCAGUAGUGACCCAGUCUAGUAUGUUGGGUGCAACCAGCUCACAGUUUCUCGUGUUUCACGUUUCAUUGCUUGUUUUGUGCUAUAUUAGAAGUAUAUCAAUUGACAUAAGUUAUGUUUAUGUCCUUGAGAAUAUAAGUAUUGUCAGUCAUUAAAA
This is a messenger RNA of Eriocheir sinensis (Chinese mitten crab), 2550 nucleotides long. Its product is annotated as dnaJ homolog subfamily C member 24-like. The transcript is spliced from 3 exons. The record is from RefSeq and is a predicted model, not a curated record. The coding region runs from base 150 to 575 and encodes 141 amino acids. Lineage: Eukaryota; Metazoa; Arthropoda; Malacostraca; Decapoda; Varunidae. Gene Ontology annotation, molecular function: ATPase activator activity; ferrous iron binding. Gene Ontology annotation, biological process: positive regulation of ATP-dependent activity.